Molecule: messenger RNA, 1726 nt
Organism: Cylas formicarius (sweet potato weevil)
Lineage: Eukaryota; Metazoa; Arthropoda; Insecta; Coleoptera; Brentidae
Exons: 6
Coding region: 296-1558 (420 amino acids)
Source: RefSeq, a predicted model, not a curated record
ACAACGACGUGCUCGCGAAACCUUGCCGGGAACGUAGCAGCUCGACGGGACGAUUUCCAGUUGGCCGGUGCAACAAAUCGUCACCAGUUCGCGUUGACAAAUCCUGCGAUCGGCAGGAACGAAAUUGAACUAAAUAGCACGAGUCAGACAGUCUAACUUGCUGUACAAAAAUUUCGUAACAUUUUCUCGUUCAAACAAAAGAAUUUUAUUAAAGCAUCGCUAAGUGCCACAGGUGAUGUGCGGUGAAGGGAUAUUGGUUUUCGAUAUUUAAUUAAGUCAACAACUUCCGAGAAAAAUGGUCGAUACUGACGACGAUAACAGCAGCGACUCCACCGUAUCCGAAUGGUCCAUAAACGAAGAAUGGAUAGAGAUGGUCCUCAGAGCGCACCACAAAGAGAUUACGAUAAACAUUGCCGUGAAUAUCGAGGACUUUGUCGUGACCCCCGGAUGCACAGCAAGCGAAUGCGUACUCUCCGAUAUUUUAGCGGUCACCGUCAAAUAUCGUUUAAGGAACGAACCCCAUAUACAAAACCUUAGCUUCGUAAUCAAAUUGCUGCCGCAGGAUCCAUUCAGUCGCUAUUUCGUUACCCAAGCGCAGUUUGAUUUGAGAGAAAUAAAAUUUUAUACGCAAAUUGUGCCAGAUUUAGAAUCUUUCGGGCAAAAAGUUCUGGAAAACGACACAACCGCCGAACCAAAUUCGCUGCCAGUCCCCAAAUGUUUCUACGCCCAUUACAGUCCCGCCCAAACAGAACCGGAACCUUCGCCACCUGAAUCCGUCCUCGUCCUCGAGAAUGCCAAACCUCACGGCUAUUUGUCUGCCGAUUUUAGAGGAGGGCUAAGCCUUAGGCAAGCCCUGGCAGCCAUGGAGAGCAUCGCUCAAUUUCACGCGUUGGCCCUCGCUUUUAAAGUUAGCGAAAAUAAACACUUGUCGGAACGGUACCCGUUCCUAUUCAAAGCACCGCAGGCCUCCCACUCUUAUCAGCAACUAGUUGAACGAGGUCUGCCGCAACUGUUGAAAUUCCUAGAAAGUAAAACUGAAAUGGGCGAAAUACUGUCCGCUUUGAACAACAUUAGACCUUAUACGAAAGAGAUGAUGGAAAAUCUUUUAGCGCCCCAGGAGCCCAUGGCUUUGAUAACGCACACGGAUUUUUGGUGCAACAAUCUUAUGUUUCGAGAAAACGAAGAGUCCUGCGAAUGCCUGAUUUUGGACUGGCAAAUGGUCACCUACAGCAGACCGACGAAUGAUUUGGCCCUGCUUAUUGUCAGCUCUCUGGCGGCCGACGUACGAAGGCAACACACCGACCAACUGCUAGACAGUUACUGGGAACAUUUGACAGCGAAUUGUCGAAAAUUAAAAUUUAACGUUGAAGAAGAAAUGAAUUACAACAGAGUUCGUCUCGGUGAAGAUUUUACGAAAAGUCAAUUACUUGCGCUGCUUUUGUGCAUCGGUUCCGUCGACUUGGCAAUUGGGAACGCCCAAGUCGAAGAACGACUACUGACUUUUCUCCAAGAUUUGCACAAAGACGGACUUCUGUCGCCCGAAGUAACUCAGACAUAAUCGGUUAGUAUUUUACAAAUUGUCAUGUGAUAUGCUUCAACUUAUGUUAAUACGCUUAGUAAAUCGUAGCGAACUAAAUGUGAUUGAUUAUUCCUAUUUAUUACAAAAUGUGAAAAUCAAAAAUAGGGUGUUUGCCCGAAAAAUUUAAAUCCUUGGGAUGUUUAAAUA